AUGACUCUUCCUCAAGGUUAUAAACCUAAGGGGGAGCUUCCUCACAAUGCUGUGUGCAAAUUAAAGAAGUCAUUAUAUGGUCUAAAGCAGGCUUCAAGGCAAUGGUUUGCCAAAUUUUCUACUGCAUUGUUUGAUGAAGGUUUUAGUCAUUCGGCUACAGACCAUUCAUUGUUCAUUAAGUAUUUUGGUGACCAUUUCAUAUUCUUGUUGGUCUAUGUUGAUGAUGUGAUACUUGUCAGCAAUGAUCUACAAGAAUUGGAAGCCUUAAAAGUCAGAUUAAAUGCUCGAUUCAAGCUAAAGGAUUUGGGAAAUCUUAAGUACUUCUUGGGGCUUGAAAUAGCUAGAUCACAAAAGGGCAUCUUUGUAUCACAAAGACCAUAUGCUUUGCAGCUCCUUGAAGACUUGGGACACCUUGGAUGCAAGCCUAUGAACACACCUAUGGAAGCAAAUCUCAAGCUUGGACAGAAUGAUAAAGAAAAAUUGGCAGACCCGACACUAUACAGAAGAAUAAUUGGAAAGUUGCAGUACUUAACCAUAACAAGACCAGAUAUAUCCUACUCAGUCAAUAAACUUAGUCAGUUUCUUGCUGUACCACGAGCUAGCCACAUGAAUGCAGCUGUUAGAGUCUUGCAGUACAUAAAAUCCACACCUGGACAAGGAAUUUAUUUUCCUGCAACAUGUAAAAUUCAAUUGAGGGCCUAUACGGAUUCAGACUGGGCAGCAUGUCCUGACACAAGAAGAUCGACAACGGGGUUCUGUAUUUUUAUAGGAGACUCUAUCAUAUCCUGGAGAAGUAAGAAACAGCAUACAGUUUCGAGGUCUUCAGCAGAGGCAGAGUAUAGAGCAAUGGCGAACACGACAUGUGAAGUUGUUUGGCUGAUUUCUAUCUUAAAGGAACUUAAUGUUCAUCAUGAAGGGCCAGCACUGUUGUUUUGUGACAACAAAUCAGCUCAGCACAUUGCAGCGAAUCCCGUUUUUCACGAGAGAACGAAGCAUAUAGAGAUCGAUUGCCACUUAGUGAGGGAGAAAGUCCAAGCUGGAGUGAUCAAAACCGUUCAUGUGGCUUCCAAGGAACAAUUAGCUGAUGUGCUAACCAAACCUUUAUUUCCCAACCAGUUCAAUUACAUUAAAGACAAGAUGGGAUUGAAAAAUAUAUAUUGUCCAUCUUGAGGGGGAGUAUCAAGUUGUUAGAGUCUGUUUGGUUAGUUAUUAGUUAGUUGAGAGUUAGUUGGAUCAUUGUAACUAACUACUGCUGCUAUAUAUAGCAGAGUCUUAGCUUGUAUUCAUUUUGAGCAUUGAAUAACAUUUUCAGUUCCUUUCUUCCUU
This is a messenger RNA of Cannabis sativa, 1326 nucleotides long. RefSeq lists its product as uncharacterized. Lineage: Eukaryota; Viridiplantae; Streptophyta; Magnoliopsida; Rosales; Cannabaceae. The record is from RefSeq and is a predicted model, not a curated record. The transcript has a single exon. The coding region runs from base 1 to 1170 and encodes 389 amino acids.